UUUUGUUAAUAAAUUAUUUAUAAAAUGCAAUUGGUUUUAAUUAAAUUGUGCGCAAAAUCAAAUUGAACUGAAUGUGAUUCGAUGGUUCGCAGUCACCGCCAACAGAUCUCCUGAAGGGGCAACGAGCUAAACGGAUUGUGCACAGAAUAACACCAUGGAUCAGUAUCUGAGUCGGCGAGAGAGCUGCUGGCUGCAUCAGCAUAAGCACACGGGCGAUGAGAACUUAUUGAUGCGUCGCAUUUACAGCUCGAUGGGCAUGUUUAACAGUUACCAUUCCAAUUGUAAACCUGGCACAGCCGGACAGGACACUGGUGCCAUAUUUAAUCUGGAGUUUAAUGCCGAUGGCAACAUAGUUGUUGCGGCCACGGAGCGCAAGUGCGUUCUGGUCUUUGAUGCAAUCACACAAAAGGAAAUCUUCAAAAUACCAGAUGCGCACACAGACAGUGUCAAUUGCAUUAAAUUUUAUGAUGAUCGUCUGUUUGCUACUGGCUCGGAUGACUUCACAGUGGCCUUGUGGGAUCUGCGCAAUAUGAAGGAAAAACUGCGCGUUUUGCACGGUCACUCAAAUUGGGUGAAAAACAUUGAGUACUCCUCAAAGGACAACCUGCUCGUUACCUCUGGCUUUGAUGGCAGCAUAUUUACAUGGGACAUCAAAUCGCAGACAGAGCAGGGCCUUAUCUCACAACGUGUCUUUCAUGCCAGUGGUCUGAUGCGCUGUCGCAUCUCACCAGCUGGCGAUAAGCUUGUCUUGUGCACCAGCAGCGGUUACAUUAUGAUCGUGCAUCACUUGGAUCUGACCACAUUACACAAGGAUUUGUGUGGAUUUAGACCUGGCAUCUAUAGACUUAUGCAGCUGGGCGACCAGUAUAUACCUCAGGCCGCUAAAUACGAUCAUGUAUUUUCAAGGCACCAGAAAAAGAAUCGCGUGGAGCUCGUUACCGAUUUUCCCGAGCAAAACGAUGCUGAAAUGAUAAUGGCGCUGCAGAUACAUCCACAAUGUCGCUGCAUGCUGACGCGUAAUGUGAGCUGCGAUGAACAGAGCGAAUGGACGUGCAUACACGAUAUUAACGAGGAGCCCGAACCGAUUGAUGACGAUAACGAUGACGAGGACGAGCCCUUGACAAAAAAGAAGCGCACACUAUUGCCACAGGCCAGUGACACAGACCAAGAUGAGUCCGAUCAGCGUUCACAUGCACGGUCUCAAGUACGCCGCAUCUUUUAUCCACGCAGAGUGAAUGGCACCAUGUCGUUGGUCAGUGCGCGCUCCGAUAGCUUCAUACCGGACAUCUGGGCGGCUGAGGUGACAGUGCAGGAGCGCGCCAUACGCCAAAGUCGUGCACGCAACUCCACCAACCAUGUCAGCGGCUAUAAUUUUGUGUACGCCAUCAGUAGUGGGGUGCUGCCACUGCGUUCCUCGUUGGCCAGUCGUCUGCUGAGUGGUGCGGCACGUACCCGUGUUGCAGCUGGAGGUGAGCCACCAGAUGCUCUAACCACAGAGACACCUGGCAGUCGCAGCAGUAGUAGCAGCAGCAGCAGCAGCAGUAGUAGUAGCAGCAGUAGCAGUGGGAGCGGCAGCAGCAGCAAUGAGACCACCACAAGCCUUGACCUUGGCGUACCUUUACGCAUGCGACCGCUCAGCAACAUCUCUGCCGCUGCAGUGGCAUCCUCGGGCGAGAAUGCUGCACAUACCAUAUUGGUGAAUGCCAAAAAGCUGCUCUACUAUGCCUCCGAAACGAACAACAAGCCUGGCUUUAUCAAGGAGCCGGGCUUUUCAGCGGAUGGCCGCAUCAUUUGCUCGCCUUAUGCCAACGGUGUACGUCUGCUUGGGUACCAGGCUGACUGCAGCGAUUAUCCCAGUCAGCUGAUGCUGGACCAGGUCAAGCAUAAUCCACGACAGCUGGUGGAGUUGGCCAACAUUAUUGAGCAUCAGGAUGUGGUGCUGUGUGCCAAGUUUAGUCCACGGGAACCACUACUAGUGACUGGCUGCAAUGGUGGCGAGGUGGCCUGGUAUCGACCAUGUCUCUAAGAGCGCCUCAACUUGCUGCAAAUCUGUAAAUUUGUUUUAUUCUUAGCUCCAGACACGUUUACUAUUUACGCGAAAACAACAAUAGUAAUAAUAAUUGCCAAUAAAUUGUAAAACCAAAAGCAAUUAGAGUGAACCGAUUAAAUUAAUAUCCUUUAUUAAUAUUGUA
Molecule: messenger RNA, 2192 nt
Organism: Drosophila virilis
Lineage: Eukaryota; Metazoa; Arthropoda; Insecta; Diptera; Drosophilidae
Product: DDB1- and CUL4-associated factor 10 homolog
Cellular component (GO): Cul4-RING E3 ubiquitin ligase complex
Molecular function (GO): protein binding
Source: RefSeq, a predicted model, not a curated record